CCACAUUAUCAAUCAAUUUUGUCGAUAAAAAGUGAUAAAAAGCAAAAAAGGUACAACACUAGCGCAAAGUACUUUUACGGUGGGCUGUCGAAAAUACAAGAAAAAAUAAAAAAUUGCGCUAUAAAAUAUGUUUUCACGCGUUGCUUUGCGUUCAGCGUUAGCGCGGCAGUCCGCCAGCCCAGCCCUCGUGGCGCGCACGUCCGCGUCGCAGAGUGGCAUGCGAGAUGAGGUCAACUUCCCCCGGCCGGUGCGAGGCGAGCCUGGCAAAGUCAGACUUGGCUUCAUUCCUGAAGAAUGGUUCCAGUUCUUCCAUUCUAAGACUGGUGUGACAGGACCUUACACUUUUGGCGCUGGCCUUAUCACGUACCUCUUCAGCAAGGAGAUCUACGUCAUGGAGCAUGAGUACUACACUGGUCUCUCCAUCUUCGUCAUGGUCUAUUUCUUCACCAAGAAGGUGGGCCCGCAAAUAGCUGCCUGGCUGGACAAGGAAGUUGAUGCAGUAGAAAACACCUGGAAUGAAGGUCGGAUCCAGACAAUCAAGUCGCUAGAAGAAGCGAUCGAGGGUGAGAAAGAUGCGCAGUGGCGCGCGCAGGGGCAGGAACUCCUGAUUGAGGCCAAGAAGGAGAAUGUGCUGCUCCAACUCGAGGCUGCCUACAGGGAGCGCCUCAUGAAUGCCUACCUGGAGGUCAAACGCCGCUUGGACUACCAGCUGGAAAAGUCCGCGCUGGAGCGCCGCAUAGCCCAGAAGAACAUGGUGGACUGGAUAGUGACCAGCGUGACCAAAGCCAUCACCCCCGACCAGGAGAAGCAGGCCAUGGAUCGCUGCAUCGCCGACCUGGCGGCCCUCGCUGUGACCAGGAAGUGAACCUAGAUACCAGACCUAGACACUAUUUAUUACGUUGUACAAUAUGUUAUUGAAGUAAAAUAAAUCGUCAUAUAGUUCA
Molecule: messenger RNA, 944 nt
Organism: Maniola jurtina (meadow brown)
Lineage: Eukaryota; Metazoa; Arthropoda; Insecta; Lepidoptera; Nymphalidae
Gene: ATPsynB
Product: ATP synthase subunit b, mitochondrial
Exons: 5
Coding region: 128-865 (245 amino acids)
Biological process (GO): proton motive force-driven ATP synthesis
Molecular function (GO): proton transmembrane transporter activity
Source: RefSeq, a predicted model, not a curated record